This is a messenger RNA of Styela clava, 3326 nucleotides long. The record is from RefSeq and is a predicted model, not a curated record. NCBI's taxonomy places the organism in Eukaryota, Metazoa, Chordata, Ascidiacea, Stolidobranchia, Styelidae.
UAACGACUCCCUUAUUGGAAAAUAAAAACGUUUUUACUCGGAUAUAGUAUAUAUAAUAGGAUUUCGAAUUCAAAGGGAUUUACACUUCAAGUGAACAUAUUAUGGCUGAAUCUUCGGGAAAAGAUCCGUCUAGAGGUGUUAACGUCGAAGGAGGAGAUUUCCGUCACUCAGUUUUUGGUGAUAAGAUAAUCAAUAAGACUGUGAUCAACCAAUAUGAUCAAGCUUCCGCCAAAACCUCUGGCUUCGAAGAGAUUAAAGGUCACUUCAACUUGGCCCCGUUCAUUGUAGUUUCUGAAGAAACCCCAAUCAGCGCUGAUUCGCGAAUCUUUCGCGCCACCUUGCGUAGUAGUGUUGUUGGUGAUCGCGAAAUUGCGGUUAAAAUUUUACGCGAUGGCGAGCGCGAACGACGAGAAGCGCAAAUUCAUUUUGCUGUUCCUCAUCAUGUAAAUAUUGUCGAGCGCUUAUUCACUGAUACAUUCAAGUACCACGGUCAGUCAUGUAUAUACAUCGCGAUGGAGGAGUGCGAUCCGUUGAAUCUUCACGAUUAUAUUGAGUUGGAAGUCAAAGAGAAGAUUCCAUUUGACGCCGAUAAAUACAUAUCUUUCACGUUUCAAAUUGUUCUGGGGUUAGAUUACCUUCACAAUCAUGAUGUUCUGAAUCGGGAUCUCAAACCGCAUAAUGUGUUGCUUGCUGGGAAUGUGGUGAAGCUUUGCGAUUUCGGCCUUUCAAAGAUAAUGACCAGUGGACGUGAAUUCACAGUUCAAAGUAUGAUUCAGCCUGGAACUGAUGGCUGGCGUUCGCCUGAGUUGCUCAAAGGCGCCAAGGAUAUUGGCAAAGGGUCCGAUGUAUAUUCUCUUGCGUUGAUAUUCGGUUAUGUUUGGUCGCAUGGUAAACACGUUUUCGGCGAUGACCCCCACUCUUGGAAUCACUACAUAAAACGCAAUGAAAAUUUGAACCUCGAUCAACUGCAAAUACCAGACCGCGAUCAAGGAAAGUCUUUGCUAACCUCGAUGCUGAAGCAAAACCCCUCUGAACGACCAAAAACUUCGGAAAUCUUGAAGCACGAUGUCUUCAAACAACACGGAGCGAGUUACCUCAAGAGAAACGAAUCUGUUGCCAUCUAUGCUAGUAUUACCAAUACGUUCCGUGACUCUGCCGGGGAAAACAAAGGGUUAGCAGAAGAUUCGAUCAAAACAGAAGAGAUUGAAGAUUGGUUACAUAUUGACGAGUGUCAAAUCGUUAAAAAGAGAAAAAUCCUGAUCACAGACUUUGUGGACGUGUGGAUAGGUAACUUCGGUGAUCAAAACGUGAUGAUAAAAACGUGGAAUCCAGAAUAUAGGAGUCCCGGGACUGAUUUUGAAAACGAGUUCAACAUUUUGAAAAGGCUGACUCACAAAAACAUUGUGAAAUUGUAUGGCUCGGUUAUCGAGAAGAAAAUAUUGGUAAUUGAGUAUACGGAGCACGGCACUUUGGUAGAUUUUCUCAUGUAUGGCGGAGGCCGCCAUACCACACUAAAAGAUCAAAUACGCAUGGCUGCUCAGGUGGCUUCCGCCAUGGUUUAUUUGGAGCAACUGCAGUAUGUUUUAGUCGAUCUUCGCGCAGGUAGUGUACUCGUUGGAGAAAACAUGUUGUGCAAGAUAUGUAAUUUCAGUUUGGCAAAAUAUGUUGGAGAUCUUGGGCAAAUAGAAAUGCCCGAUGAGUUUAACUGCCCACAUCGCCAUGCUGCUCCUGAAUGUCUAUUCGAAGGAUAUGUCAUGUCGCAUAAGUCGGACGUGUGGGCAUUUGGUGUUUUACUGAUUGAACUAGUGACAAAGGGACAACAUUUAUAUCCUGGAAUGACACAAGAUGAAAUUAUGAGCAAGAUAGAAGAAGGCUUCAGAAUACCACGUCCUUUAUCAUGUCCCGAGAAGCUAUAUGACGUCAUUCUUAUGUGCUGGGCCAGAGAACCGUUGAUGAGACCAACCUUCAUCUGGCUGGAGAAUGUGUUAAAAAGAUCCGACUUUGACGACAAUGCCGGAGAUGUUGAUAAAAUAACAAAGAGAGACGAGGUAUGGGUUCCUGGUAACGAAAAUCAAAUUUUUAAAGAUAGCAGAGUCAGUGACACGGAAUUUGCAAAAAUAUGGAAAGGCAAAUUUGGUUCACAAAAAGUGAUUAUAAAAAUCUGGAAGACAGAAGCCGAGCGUGAAGCAAAAAGUUUUUUGAAUGAGUUCAAUACGAUAAAGAAGCUUUCUCAUAAAAACAUUGUGAAUUUAUGUGGUGCCGUUACAGAUAAAAAGAUAUUGCUUCUAGAGUAUAUGAAAUAUGGUACUUUGUUGGACUUUCUAAAAAAUGGUGAUGGCCGAAAUUUCACGAUUAAAGAACUAAUUGGCAUGGCUACUCAGAUUGCAUGCGGAAUGGCCUAUUUGGAACAAAAACAAUAUGUUUUUAUAGAUCUUCGUGCAGAAUCUGUUUCAGUCGGGGAAAAGUUGUCGUGUAAACUGUUUGAUUUCAGUUUUGCACAAUAUGUUGGAAACGAUGGAAAGUGGAAUGUACCUGUAGGAAGUAAAUUUCCAAUAAAGUGGACGGCGCCAGAAGCUUAUGUAAACGGGGAUUUUACACAUAAGUCAGAUGUUUGGAGUUUUGGUGUCUUUCUGACUGAGUUAGUGACGAAAGGGUGCAUACCAUAUCCGAGAAUGUUGAAUAGAGAAGUUAUAAAAAAGAUCGAGAAAGGGUAUCGAAUGCCACGUCCAGCUUCAUGUCCUGAACAACUUUACGGGAUCAUGCUCAAGUGCUGGGACGACGAUUAUGCAAAGAGGCCAGCGUUCGAAUAUCUCGAGGAUUUUCUGAAAAAUUAUGAAUUCGACAACGAAUCUGGACACAUUGGCAACAACGACGGGGUCAGCACCAGUGUUGAAACGACAGGUUCACCUGAUGCACAAACCGCUACUCCCGCGGCAAAAAAAAAAGCACGAGCACUUUUCGACUACGACAAAAAAUACGAUAACGAAAUAAGCUUUCGGGAUGGAGACAUCAUCACAAAUAUUGAGUUUCCAAUUGAACAAUGGUGGAUGGGAACCUGCAACGGGCAACGAGGCUUAAUUCCUUGUAAUUACGUAAAGUUGAUUGACUAAGAAUCGUGUAUUCAGAGAUUCUGCCAAAUUUCGACUUUAGAUAUCAAUCAUUCAUGACCCAUUCAUAAUUGGGCGUAAACCUCAAGACUAGAAAUCUAACUCCAAGAUCAAUUAAUAAAGAGUUUCAAAACAAUUCCGAUUUGAGUUUUAUUAUUUCACGGAGAUUUCAAGGUACUCCCGUAGUAUGUGUACCAGGUUAGGACUGACAAUUAUUUG